ACACAAUCAAAGCAGUCAGGAAAACACACAAUCAAAGGUGGUGAGGAUACAAGGGAAAAAAAAUGAAGAUCAACAUGAACAUGGCUCUCCCUCUGCUGAUCAUAGCGGCAUUAAUAUUAUUGGCGACGAACCCUGCUGCAUUCGUGGCUAAUGCUCAGGACUGCGGCCCCGGCAAGAAGUGCAAGGACGGCGGCUGCUGCAGUGAGUUCGGGUGGUGCGGCAACACCGACAAGCACUGCGGCGAAGGCUGCCUGAGCAACUGCGACGGAGACAAGAAGUCGCCGCCUCCUCCCGAUAAGGGUAACUCUUUUGCAGCCUUCAGGCGGGGCGGCGUCACGGUGAAGGGUGGCGACGACGACGGCUCCUACAACGACCCUCACUGCGGCUCGCAGGGCGGCGGCGCGACGUGCGACCCUGGGUAUUGCUGCAGUCCGUUUGGCUUCUGCGGGACAACUGUUGAUUAUUGUGGCGAUGGUUGUCAAAAUGGUUGCCAAGGCGGCGGCCAUUCUCCGCCAUCACCAAGAAGAGAGUGAAACUCGAUCUAUAUACAAGAAGAUGAUGAUUACACGAAGAGUAAAAGGAAACGGUAUUAAGAUACCUAAAUUUUUUUUUUGGUGGGAUUAAGAUACCUAAUUAAAUCCGGUCUCUAAAAUGUGCAUGUACUGAGUAGGAUUUUGCCUGCUCUUAGUACUAUAAAGCACUAAUGAAUAAAAGUUGUACGUCCAUCAUCUACAUGAAAUAAAAUGAGUUUUUUUCUUCUUAUAUGUUCAAUAUAUAAAAGCUGGCAGUGGGGUCGUUAAGACUUAAGAUUAAAGUUUAUUGGGAUCUUAUUUUUUGAAUAUUAUCAUAGAUUUAUGUGAAAAGGCAUGCAAAAAUACAAAGACUUGUUUUGUCAGUAAUUAGUCACUACUAUUCAAACGUAUAGAAGCAAAAUGAAACCCCUAGAACAACUUGACUUCUUCAAGUAAUGCAGUUGUUGGUGCCAAACUUAGAGCAGUCUGCUUCAAUAUGUUGAAGGUCCGGAGAGCGUUGUCCCAGAGCCUUUAACCACCUCCAGCUCCGUGCGAAUACCUGAAAAAAUAGGUCCCACCGGGGGAGUCCUGGUUGGAACCUCCUCCGACGCUCAAAUUAGUAACCUGAAUGGAAUAAAAUAAACAAGAUGAC
This is a messenger RNA of Linum trigynum, 1164 nucleotides long. The record is from the annotation of a GenBank genome assembly. Lineage: Eukaryota; Viridiplantae; Streptophyta; Magnoliopsida; Malpighiales; Linaceae.